AUGGGGUGUGGUAUGGGGUAUGGGAUGGGGUGUGGGAUGCGGUAUGGGAUGGGGUGUGGGAUGGGGUAUGGGAUGGGGUGUGGUAUGGGGUAUGGGAUGGGUUGUGGGAUGCGGUAUGGGAUGGGGUGUGGGAUGGGGUAUGGGAUGGGGUGUGGGAUGGGGUGUGGGAUGGGGUAUGGGAUGGGGUGUGGGAUGGGAUAUGGGAUGGAUUGUGGGAUGGGAUAUGGGAUGGGGGUGUGGGAUGGGGUAUGGGAUGGGAUAUGGGAUGGGGUGUGGGAUAGGGUGUGGGAUAGGGUUUGGGUUGGGUGUCGGAUGGGGUAUGGGAUGGGGUGUGGAAUAAGGUAUGGGAUGGGGUGUGGGAUGGGGUAUGGGAUGGGGUGUGGGAUUUGGUAUGGGAUGGGGUGUGGAAUGGGGUAUGGGAUGGGGUGUGGGAUGGGGUGUGGGAUGGGAUGGGAUGGGGUUUGGGAUGGGGUACGGGACGAGGUAUGGGAUGGGGCAUGGGAUGGGGUGUGGGAUGGGGUGACUCAUGGAAUGGGCGGGAUGGGGUAUGGGAUGGGGUGGGAGGUAGCUGAGACGGGAGAAGCAUCGCCACUAACACCAUCAGCACGGGUUCUGGCAUCAGCAGCAGGAGCAGUCACAGUGGGAGCUGCAGAACUAGCAGAGGUAAUGUGCAUGUGGUAG
Closterium sp. NIES-65 is the source of this 681-nucleotide messenger RNA. The record is from the annotation of a GenBank genome assembly. Lineage: Eukaryota; Viridiplantae; Streptophyta; Zygnematophyceae; Desmidiales; Closteriaceae.